AUGCUAUCUGUCUUGGCGAAAUAUCACCGGUUUUGCUACUUUGCCGGCUGGGCACGUUACCGUGCCGCCCCUGUGGCCUUCAACCCCGAAGACGUCGGCGUCAAGCUGUGCACACAUCUUGCCUACGCCUUCGCCAACGUGGACGACUCCGGAACUAAAAUUGUCCCAGCAGAUCCCUUGGAUGACCCAGACAUUUACAAGCGUUUUACCGAUCUGAAGAAAAAGGACCCCGACCUGAAGCUACUUAUAUCUAUUGGAGGUUGGAAUGACAGUCCCAGAGUUUUCAGCAACCUCGUCUCUUCUGUCAACAACAUCAAUACAUUUGCUGAAAACACCAUCAGCUUUCUGCGAAGCCGAAAUUUUGAUGGCCUUGACGUAGAUUGGGAGUUUCCGGCAGAUAGAGGAAGUCCUCGUUCUGAUAAACGUCGCUUUACAAGAAUGAUCCAGCUAAUACGCGAGGCUUUUGACACCGAGGCGUCUCGGACUGGCAAGGACAGACUCCUACUAACCGCUGCCUUAUCCCCAGGGCGUUAUCAGGUCAGGCUGUCGUACGAGCCGGUCAAGCUCGCCAGUUACCUGGAUCUGAUCAACCUGAUGACGUACGACAUGCACGGGCUUUGGGACGGACUGAAGACGGCGGCUCACCACGCUGCCCUCUACGGCACGCGCACUGACCGGACCCGCAACGUCGACUUCGCUGCAACGUACUGGGCCAGUCUGGGCGUUCCUAGGGACAAGAUUCUACUGGGUGUCCCCUUCUACAGUCGGACGUAUACGUUGUCCGAAGGGAGUGUGAGUGGACCCGGCAGAGCUGGUAACUACACGAGACACAGUGGGACACUUGCGUACUUUGAGGUGUGCAAGAUCCUGCAGGACGGCGCCACUGGUCGGCGAAUCGACUCACAGAAGGUCCCCUACCUGGUCAGCAAGGACCAGUGGGUGGGGUAUGAUGACGAGAAGAGUCUGGCGGCGAAGGUGCACUACGUUGUGGACCACGGGUUUGGCGGCGUGAUGGUGUGGGCCCUGGACUUGGACGACUGCAAGGGCAUCUGUGGCAAGACUUUCCCUCUAAUCAACGCCGUGAAUCGCGCAUUUCGGACCUUCACUGGACGACGAAGAUACAUUCCAUUAUUUGGGUGACACACGAUAUAUUGUGUAUCUACAGCGUCAGUAUGAAAAACAGAGCGACUUUACCCGCCGUUGUUCUAUUGGGAACUUGCAGCGUAACCAAGAAAGUUUGUUUCUACUUGUAUCAAUGCUGCAUCAGUAUUCGCUGAGGUCAUAAAACUAUCAACGAGGCUGCCAUUAAGUGGAACAAAACCGAGCCUACUUAUGGCCACGUGCUUUGUUAUUAGUUACGGAUCCGCCAGUACAAAAAAACAUGGUCACGACUUUUCAAGUAGACUUGCCUUGGCAUGCGUUUGUGGGGCAGGAUCCGCUCACUUUUAUGCGAAAACCCGGUAUCACCACUGUUUGAAGGUGAUACCUAAACGAAGCUCAGGAUAGAGUCCGAUGGUACAAUGGCUUCUGCUUUCAGAGAAGUUUUCGUAUGAUUAUGUAAAUGGUUUACAUUUGUCGUGUCUAUGAGUUUAUUUUUUUAUCAGUGGAGAUGAACAGACAUGUUAUACUGUUUAUUAAUAAUACUAUGUUGCAAUAAAAUCAACAUCCGUACUAUCUAA
Messenger RNA from Haliotis rubra (blacklip abalone), 1679 nucleotides. RefSeq names its product chitotriosidase-1-like. The transcript has 8 exons. The record is from RefSeq and is a predicted model, not a curated record. Gene Ontology annotation, biological process: chitin catabolic process; carbohydrate metabolic process. Lineage: Eukaryota; Metazoa; Mollusca; Gastropoda; Lepetellida; Haliotidae. The coding region runs from base 1 to 1140 and encodes 379 amino acids. Gene Ontology annotation, cellular component: extracellular region. Gene Ontology annotation, molecular function: chitinase activity; chitin binding.